CAGAGAAAGAGCAGGAAGAGAGCUGGUAGGGAGUGCAGAGAGCGAGGAGCUGGCGGAGGAGGGGAGGGGAGACGGCGAAUUGACAGGACGGGGGAGACUGCAGUUUUAUCCAACCGCUGAUUAAUGGCCUCCCUUCUCCUCUGCCUCACGUGGUAGCAGUAGUCUGAUCACGGGGGGAGCUCUUCCGGACGGGAUGUGUCAACAACCUUCAGAAGCCCGUCUCAGGUCAAAAGAAGAGGGUUUAGGUGGGACGGGAGGAGAGGUGGGGGAGCGAGAUAGAGAGGGAGAAAGGGGCUGGACCGCUGGGAGUGAACAGGGCCUGCGUGGGACGAGCACAUUGUUCCGUGUGUGCAGGAAGGGGCCCGCCCACUCGCUCAUCAAUCCGCCGAGACUCAGCUGGUGAGUCGGACGCUCUGGCUGAUCCAGCUCAUCCAGCUGAGACAGAUGUGCAGUGACACACAGGCUCCAGUGUCUUUCCAGUGUAGCCAGCGCCAACUCAGUGGUGGAAACUACUUCUAGGCCAGUUACAAGGACCUGACUUGCAGUUGGAGCCUGACAGUACAUGAACGGAAAUGAGCAGGGAGCUUUGUGUGUACCGACGUGGGACCAUAACGUCGCUGGAUCAGAUCCCAGAAGAGGCCGUUUUGUAGUGUGAGAAAGUUUGUUUUGCAGGAUCACCCAGGACAGACUCCGUGGGGACUGGCGGAGGCCACGGGCACAUGAGAUGCAGUCUGAGCAGGUCGUAUGGGGAGAUUCCAUCGGUUUUGGUGCCAGUGAUGAUCCAUCACAGGCUCAAGAUCUACCCAAUAACAAGGGACCGGAGCCCCCGUUGAGACCCAUAUUACCACACCAGGCUUUCUCAGCGGCCUGCUGGGCUCCGGAGAACCAGCCUGUGGAGUACUCGGGUAUCGGCUCCGUGGACGAGACAGGGAUGCCCACCGGCCCUCAAUCCAGUGUGAAGAGGCGCAGGGAAUGGUACAGGACCAUGUUUAAGCAGAUCCACCGGAGAUCCGAAGAGCUGGACCUUGAGGACCCAAAAUCAAGGAGUUUGGAUAGCCCCACAUCUCCCAGGUCCUCCUCCCCUGAAGAUUCCUCCUGCAGAGAGGAUUCGCUAGUGCGAGGAAACAUAUCCUCCAGCCCACGUGAGAUCCCACCUAACCGGGGUGAAGUGACAAAGCCUGCCAGCCUGUCCAACAUCAAGCUGGAAUGGGGCGGAGCCUUGGACGGACUGAACAUGUUAACUCCUGCCCUCCCACUGGCCAGACCCCGUGCUUCUUCCACUGAGGUUAACUUAGCCUCGGAGCUGUCCCAGUACGAAGCUGAGCUGGACUCGGACAUUCAGGUUCUGGAGAGGAGGCUAUCUCAGAAACAGCAGCGCCAACGACAGCCAGGCCAGGGUGAGAGGGACAGGAGCACAAGGACUGAGGCCACAUGGAGAGAGGAAGGUGUUCAUGGGGCCAGCUCUGGAGUCACUGGAGUCAAACUUCUCCUAGCGGAGGACAGGGGUGUAUCUGUCAGUCAUUCAUCUAUCAGGUCCGUGAUUGGCCAGAAGACAGACAACAGCCCGGUGCAUGACAGAGGUAGCCCCAACACUGGACAGGGAUGCACGGAAAUCCCAUCUAAGCCCAGGGAGAAGAUGGAAGCUGCCAGGGCCAAGUUCCACUUCCAAGCACAAUCGCCCAGGGAGCUCACCCUGCAGAAGGGGGACGUGGUCUACAUCCAUCGGCAGGUGGAUGCCAACUGGUACCAGGGGGAACACCAUGGCCGGCUGGGUCUCUUUCCGGCUAACUAUGUGGAGAUCCUCCCUCCCACGGAGAAGCCGACACCGACCAAGGCCCCUGUACAGGAGGUGCUGGAAUUCGGGGAGGCUGUGGCCCUGUACAACUUCAAAAGUGACCUUCCUGUGGAACUGCCUCUCCGAAAGGGUGAGAGGGUCUGCGUUCUUCGGCGAGUGGAUAGCAACUGGCUGGAGGGUAAACUCCAUGGCUCCAAUCGAACUGGCAUCUUCCCUUCCAGCUAUGUCCAGGUCACUAAGAUGCCCCUCGCCAGGUUCCUGAGCUGUGAUACCUCCUCACCUGCAACCGUGACUCUUGGCCACAGCUCUCAACUUCCACCAGCCCCAACCAGCCCUAAAGGGGCACUCAUCCCCCCAGUCUCUGCACCUCCUUCAUUGGUCCAGCCCCAAACCACGCCCACUCUCACCAAAGAGGCCCCCAAUCACAUGCCAGUCUCCAUUCCUGGUUUAACCUCCACCACUCUACUGCCUGAAGUUCAGUCCAUGCAGGAAGUAGCCCAGCACCGUGGUGCUGGCACAGGGUGGGGCUCAGAUACAGCUGCUGCUUCCAGUCCUGCCCUGAGAUCUGCAAGCUCAGCCAUGAGCACUUCAAAGACAGUGCCUCAGAUUCUCUGCUGCCCUCAGCUGGAUUUUCCAUCAAGCACCGUUCAAUCCAUUGGCUGUGACAGAACUCCGCUCGCAAGACUGGAUCUCGCUGAACAUGGCUGCUCACCGAUCCAUUUGCCAACGUACAAAGCCAUCUAUGACUACAUGCCCCAGAAAAGAGACGAGCUAGAGCUGAGGGAGCAGGACGUUAUCCGUGUGCUGGAGAGGUGUGAGGACGGCUGGUUUGUAGGUAUAUCUGAAAGGACGGAAGCGUUGGGGACUUUCCCAGGAAACUACGUGAUCCCCCAGUAGGAGUGUUGAAGUUCAGCUACGGAAGCUGAGUUUUGUUGCAGAGCCAGCGGAGCCUUUUAAACGUUCUGUGCCUCUUCACCCACCUUGUACCCAUAAUCAGGAACUCCAGCUUUCCGAAAAGGCCGUCAGAGAUGCUAGCGACGGCAAUGACAGCAUACGUCCCUGCUGUGCGCAGCUUCGUACUCUGACACUCUUGAGUAAUUGAAGCAGCAUUGAAAUGCCCUGAUGGAUGGUCAAACCCCCCCCCCCCAGCCUAGUUAAUUGAGACCACACCACCUGGCAAGAGAAACAAUGGAAAAUAGUCAAAGUCUUUCCUGCAUUUCAAGAAGUGAUGUCAUCGCCAUUGUGGAUCUCCACAGGCUCAGAGCACAUUAGCAGCACAAUUCCUGGGUGUCUUUCAUUCUGAACAGCAAAGACUUUGAGGAAUGUCUUCUGUGUGGUCUAGCCUCCAUGCAACGAAAUGAUUCAAAGAAAUUUAAUGUGACCGAAAGGUCUGACUUCCACAAAGUGCUUACAAAUGGAUCUUAAAUCAUAUUACACUUAGAUAUACAGUCAGCUUUGGUAACAGUCAAAUCAAUGAAUCAAGUAAGUUUUGUGAAAGACUUCCUAGUGCAUAAAGAAAACUCCAGAACAGGAGCCGAUGUAACAGGAAUGUAACAGGUGACAGUGUCUGCUGGUGGGUUACGGAACGACGGAGAACCUCCCAACAGCGGAACAUGAAACAUUACAUGUAUUGUUUCUGAGUGAUUCUGAUGGAUUCAAUAUGGAUUAGACAAUAUUUUUAAA
Molecule: messenger RNA, 3478 nt
Organism: Brienomyrus brachyistius
Lineage: Eukaryota; Metazoa; Chordata; Actinopteri; Osteoglossiformes; Mormyridae
Product: vinexin-like
Exons: 21
Coding region: 725-2692 (655 amino acids)
Molecular function (GO): protein binding
Source: RefSeq, a predicted model, not a curated record